This is a messenger RNA of Lucilia cuprina (Australian sheep blowfly), 1534 nucleotides long. RefSeq lists its product as uncharacterized. Bases 427 to 750 code for a protein of 107 amino acids. The transcript has 3 exons. The record is from RefSeq and is a predicted model, not a curated record. Lineage: Eukaryota; Metazoa; Arthropoda; Insecta; Diptera; Calliphoridae.
GAGGUAUACAUACAUAAAGGAUGUGUGAUGCGCAUGCAUAAUUUUGUUUAUAUUUUUCUGCUUUUUAUUUACUCCGUCAUCGACACAUUUGGACGGUGAUUUUUGAAACAUUUAACAGGCGACUACGUGUGUCAUCUGUCGUAGACAACAAAUAAAAUUGUUUAAAUAUUCCAUAAACGUAAUUAAAAUUAAAUUAUAAACAAAAUAAUUAAAACAACAACAACAACUUCCAUAAUACAUAAUAUAAUUAGUCAGCAGCCAAAAGCGGAAGGAACCAGAACAAAACACACACACACACAAGCAGGCAGACAGACAGAUAGAGAAACAGAUAACUCAUUAGUCAGUUAGUCAGUGAUUUAAAUUAAUUAAUCAAUUAGUCAGACAGACAACCAAGCCAAUCAGCCAGAAAAGUAAGAAAAUUGUAAAAUGAAACCCAUUAUGUCGCGUGUUGUCAUGUCCUUUAUGAUUUAUUUAUUCUUUGCUGCUGUGGUGGUGAACUGUGAUGAAAAGAAUAUAAAUAAAUUACUUAAUAAUCAGGUCAUUGUUAGUCGUCAAAUAAUGUGUGUUCUCGAAAAGAGUCCCUGUGAUCAAUUGGGCCGCCAAUUAAAAGCUGCUCUACCUGAGGUGAUUGUACGUAACUGUCGCAAUUGUUCACCCCAGCAGGCCCAAAAUGCCCAGAAAUUGACAACAUUUUUACAAACAAAAUAUCCUGAUGUCUGGGCUAUGCUUUUAAGAAAAUACAAGACAUAAAUUAUAAAAACAAUUGAAAUUUAAAAGAAAUAUAAAAUUUGAGCAACAAUUUCGAUAUAUAUUUAAUUUUAAUUCUAAACUAAAUGUUUUGAAAAAUGAAAAAUUAAUGAAAAAUAGAAAAAUAUAUUGUAUGAAUGUAUCGUCUAUGUAAAACAAAAUUAUAAAUAGAUAAAUGCAUGUAUUUAUGUUUUAAAUAAUAUUUAACAGUUCCUAAUUGUCAACUAAAUGUUCAUUUAUCAAAAUAGCACAAAAUUAAACUUACAACACUUAAUUACUACCGAUAUAUAGUAAUUGCUAUAAUUAAUCAUAUAAUGAAAUUUUUGAUUAAAAUUUUAAAAAGAAAUUUUUAAAUUAGAUUUUACAAUUUAAUUAAUUCGAUUCAUUCAUAAAUGUGUGGUUUUAACUAAACAAAAUUUGUAUUUUUAUAAUUAAAUAAAAAUAAUUUACACUGUUUUACUAGGACGAUAUGAACAGAUUUCAUAAUCAUAUACUUUCUAUAGUAAUGUAUUAUGAAGUUAUGCUCAAAACGUUUCCCAAUGAUUGCUCAUAAAAUUCCAAAAAAAAUAAUAAUAAUAAUUUUAUGUUUCUGCAUGUUUUUGUGAUUUUUCAUUAACAAUUAGUUGCAAAAUCAAAUAAUAAAAUAAAGAAAAAGAAACCAUAACCUAAAAAUUAUUAUUAAUUAUAAUUGCUUUAAUUUCAAAGACUUUACUGCUAAAUAAUACUAAAACUAAAAAAAAAAACAACUACUAACUAUUACAUACAUCCAAUAAAAUAAAAUAAUUAC